This is a messenger RNA of Strongylus vulgaris, 165 nucleotides long. The record is from the annotation of a GenBank genome assembly. NCBI's taxonomy places the organism in Eukaryota, Metazoa, Nematoda, Chromadorea, Rhabditida, Strongylidae.
CGCUCUAGCGCUGAAGGACGUCGUUUCAAAAGAAGUCUCAAAUCCCUGGCUCGAGAAAAGCUAGAUAUGGAGAUCCAAAGUGAAGCUGGUGGACAUGAUAGCGGUGAAGAUGCUUGGGCGGCGAUGCGAUUAGUGUUAAGAGCUGUGAAAUCAGCUGUGCCAUAA